AUGUAUCGAAAGCAAUUUAUUGAUUUAUUAAGUAAAACCGGUAUUUUAACUCCAGCUGGUAUUGCAAUCGAUAUGUUACGUCUCUUAUAUGAAGCUAAUCUUAAUGAAGGAGGAAAAAAGCAUGAAGUUGAUGUAGAUUUAACUUUGGGAAACGGCGGAUUAGCUAUCCGUGGAGACAGUGAUCUUGAAACGGUAACAAAAGGUUUAAGAAAAGUCAUUAUUGAAGGUUAUAAUGUUAACUUGGCCCGUCUCUUACUUCCUCGUGAUAACAAAAAAUAUAGUCGUGAUGAUGACGAGGAUGAAGAUAAAAGUAUUUAUCUUAAACAGAAGGCUGAUCCUCGACUUGAUAAAAACCUGACCAUUCUUGAAUUUAUAUUAGCUUUUACUCGUUAUUUGAAUAUUGUAUGUGAAGCUUUUCCUCAACGUCGUCGUGAAUUGACAGCUUAUAUGUCGGAUAUAAUUCGAUUAUUUUCUCGUUUUGGUCAUCCUUUCUUUUAUGAUUAUUAUCGGUUAUUUGCUCAAAAAACCAAAUUCAUGUUGCAAACACGUAAUAUUUUAGUCGAUUGGUCCAAACGAGACCAUGAUAUUUAUUUUAAUGUCCUUUCCGGUUUACAACCGAUUGUUUGUGAAUUAUGUCGCAGUGGUGGAGAUGCUAAAUAUGAUUCUCCUUCAACUUUUAAUUUUUACAAUGGGGCCGGUUUUGUAAGCAGUUGCUGUAUGAGCGUUCCGCUUCUAGCAACUACAUCAAUUGAUAUUGAUCGAUUAGAGCAAGAACUAGCUGAUCAUCCUGAUAAGGAAUUUACUUCAUUCUUGGUGUCGAGUUUACGAGAAGGUUUUGAUAUUGAUAUUUCCAUUAUACCUAACAAAUCAUUUGAAUGUCUCAAUUUACGUUCAGCACAUCAUGAUCCAGAAAAUGUUACUCGUUUAGUUGAAGACAAACUUAACAAAGGUUUCUUAAUUGGUCCAUAUCGCACUCAAUCUUUUUGA
Molecule: messenger RNA, 987 nt
Organism: Rotaria sp. Silwood2
Lineage: Eukaryota; Metazoa; Rotifera; Eurotatoria; Philodinida; Philodinidae
Source: the annotation of a GenBank genome assembly